Molecule: messenger RNA, 960 nt
Organism: Dovyalis caffra
Lineage: Eukaryota; Viridiplantae; Streptophyta; Magnoliopsida; Malpighiales; Salicaceae
Source: the annotation of a GenBank genome assembly
AUGGAUUAUUCAUCUUUGGUUGAUACUUCUUUGGAUCUUAAUAUUAAUCCUUUGAGAGUGAAAAGCGAUGCUCCAGUAGAUGCAGAGAGAUUUGCGAUGGCAAACAAAAGGAAACCCACUUUCAUGGAUUUUCAGACCAAGCCUCCAGCGAAAGAGGAGACUGGAGCUUUGGUAGAGGAAUUGAACCGAGUGAGCGAAGAAAACAGGAAGCUGACUGAAAUGCUAACUGUGAUGUGUGAGAACUAUAAUGCUUUAAGAAGCCAGUUGAUGGAUUACAUGAGCAAGAACGGAGAAAAGGAGCCUCUUGCCUCAUCAAAGAAAAGAAAGUCUGAAAGCAGCAACAACAACGAUAAUAACAUUGCAACGAAUGGGAACUCUGAGACCAGCUCAACCGAUGAGGAAUCAUCUAAGAAACCAAGGGAAGAAGUCAUCAAAGCAAAGAUUUCCAGAUCUUAUGUCCGGACUGAAGCUGGUGAUACAGGCCUUAUCGUGAAAGAUGGAUACCAAUGGAGGAAAUAUGGCCAAAAGGUCACAAGAGAUAACCCUUCGCCAAGAGCUUACUUCAAAUGCUCUUUUGCUCCAAGCUGCCCUGUCAAAAAGAAGGUUCAAAGGAGUAUCGACGACCAAUCUGUUCUAGUGGCAACUUAUGAAGGGGAGCACAACCAUCCACAUCCCUCAGUGGAAGCGACAUCAGGUUCAAGCCGUAGUCUAGCACUCGGUUCAGUACCCUGCUCAGCCUCCCUAGCCUCGUCUGGGCCAACCAUUACUCUUGAUCUCACAAAAUCCAAGUCCAGCAAUGAUGCCAAAAGUUCAAAACCAAAAUCAGAUGCACCUGAAGUCCGGCAAUUUUUGGUGGAACAGAUGGCCUCUUCGUUGACGAAAGAUCCCAAUUUCACAGCAGCACUGGCCGCAGCAAUCUCAGGAAGGAUGUUCCAGCAAAAUCACUCUGAGAAGUGGUGA